UCCCAUCGUGGAAGAAAACGGGUUUCACAGCACAGCUGCGGAUCUCCACACUCCAAGACCUAAAGAACCUCCAGAAACACCUGGAUCCAGGUUCUGUCUAACGUUUUCUGAGUUUGGGGGGAAAAAUAUACAGAAGGCAGAGCACAGACCCUACUGAUGGAAGCUGUUGUAAAUUUUGCAGGGGACAAUGACAUGUCCUUUGAAGACGCUGAUUCACCUCCAGCCUCACCACUCAGCAUGACUCUUCCUGAACAUACAGGGAGUUAUGACUUGGAGCAGAAGAGACAGGAGCAGCAGGAGGGGCAACCUCCUGAGAGCUACAUCAUCAGCACACACCCAGAUGCGGCCUGGAACACCAACACCAACGCCACAACCAGAGGUGAUGCUCAGUCAUAUGUGGAGGUGAACGAGCUGUUGGAUGGAAAAUGGCAGGAGACUGGUCGCUGGGUGGGGUAUGAGGAAACGUUCAAUGCAACCACUGGGACAUGGGGGUCCUCACACAUUUCCUGCCUCACCUUCAGAAGCCUUAUUCAGCUCCGUAGGGUCAUGAGCAAAGCGGCAGUACUAUUGGACCUGGAGGAAAAUGACUUCACAGUCAUUGCUGAGAAGAUAGUAGAUGAACUUCUUGAAAAGAAUGAGAUUCAGGCCUCAGAUCGGGAGACUUUGCUGAAGGCACUGUUAGAGAAGCGCAGUCAGACAGAUGCCAUACAGGUUACCUCAGCAGGCAUUGAGAUGCAGACCUUCUCUGUCACCAAACAGAGAGACACAUCUGAUAAUAUAGAGGCAUCCAUUGUGCUAUCAGGUGCGGUGGACUUUCUGCAGAAGCCGGUCACGGCAUUUGUGCGACUGCAAGAUUCCGUGGUGAUGGACGGGAUUAUAGAGGCUUCUGUGCCUGUGCGUUUUAUAUUUGCCCUGGUAGGCCCAACCGAGAGUGGCAUAGAUUUCCACGAGAGCGGACGAGCCAUGGGUACACUCCUGGCUGACUGGGUCUUCAGCUUGGAGGCCUAUCUUGCCGAUAGUGAAAAAGAGCUGACCAGUGCCAUUGCUGACUUCAUGGACUGCAGCAUUCUGAUCCCACCCACUGAGAUCCAGAGCGAGACCAUGCUCCAGCCAAUCAUCCGCUUCCAAAAGAAGAUGUUACGUGAACGACUCCGCCCUGCUGACACCCGAAUUCAAUUUUCAAAACCUAAAGCAGAACCUGAGAAGCCACAUGAUGAUCCAUUGGCUCGAACUGGAUAUCCAUUUGGUGGAAUGGUCAAGGACAUCAAGCGCCGUUACCGACAUUACCUGAGUGACUUCACCGAUAGUUUAAAUCUUCAGGUGUUUUCUGCCAUAAUUUUUAUCUAUUUUGCUGCCCUUUCUCCUGCUAUCACAUUUGGAGGACUUUUGUCGGAAAAAACAGAUAAAUGGAUGGGAGUGUCAGAGCUGAUGAUCUCCACUAGUAUACAGGGAAUCAUUUUCUGCCUACUCGCCGCCCAACCUGUGCUGGUCAUCGGCUUCAGUGGGCCACUGCUGGUGUUUGAAGAGGCGUUCUUUAAAUUCUCGCAUUCGUAUGAGUUCGACUACAUUGUGGGUCGUGUAUGGGUUGGAAUGUGGCUGAUCAUCAUUGUGUUGAUUAUGGUAGCAGCAGAGGCUAGUUUCCUCGUCCGCUUCAUCUCUCGUUUUACCCAAGAGAUCUUCUCCAUCCUCAUCUCCAUCAUUUUCAUCUAUGAAACUUUUUACAAGCUUUACAAGAUAUUCUGUGAACACCCUCUGAUGAUGGACUACACAAAACCACUUGUCCUUUCAAACAACACGAAUGCCACGGUUGCCAACAACACGAAUGCCACUACGGAUGCCAAAGACACAAAUUGCCAUGGGGUCAAUGGAUACCCCAACACUGCCCUGCUCUCUAUGUGCUUGAUGUUGGGCUGCUUCUUCAUUGCCUACUUCCUCCGUCAUUUCAAGAACAGCAUCUUCCUCCCAGGCCCUAUUCGCCGCAUGAUUGGAGAUUUUGGUGUGCCCAUUGCCCUCUUACUCAUGGUUAUGGUAGACUUCAGUAUUAACGAUGUUUACACACAGAAAUUGAAGGUCCCGGAUGGUCUGGAUGUGACCAACCCUGCUGCCAGAGGCUGGUUUAUCAGACCGAUGGGAUUAGAGAAAUCAUUCCCCAUUUGGCUAAUAUUUGCCAGUGCUAUUCCUGCUUUACUGGUUUUCAUUCUCAUCUUCCUCGAGUCCCAGAUCACGACGCUGAUUGUAAGUAAACCAGAGAGGAAGAUGGUGAAGGGCUCUGGUUUCCAUUUUGAUUUGCUCCUCAUUGUGGUGAUGGGUGGAAUUGCUUCCCUUUUUGGUUUACCCUGGCUUAGUGCUGCAACGGUGCGAUCUGUCACCCAUGCCAAUGCCCUCACCGUCAUGUCCAAAGGCCCUAAACCAGAGAUCAGUAAGGUGCUGGAGCAGAGGAUUAGUGGAAUUAUCGUGGCUGUUUUAGUAGGUGUAUCAAUCUUCAUGAAGAAAAUCCUGGAGUUGAUUCCCAUGCCAGCUCUGUUCGGCAUCUUUCUCUACAUGGGAGUUACCUCUCUAAGUGGUGUUCAGAUGUGGGAUCGUAUACAGCUGUUUUUCGUGCCCAAAAAGUACCACCCGUCUAAUCCCUAUGCCACUCAAGUAAAAACCUGGCGAAUGCACCUGUUCACCCUUAUCCAGCUGGUGAGUUUGGGUAUCCUGUGGGCAGUGAAAUCCAGCAAGGCUUCGCUGGCCCUGCCAUUUAUCCUCAUUCUCACCGUCCCUCUGCGCAUUCUCAUAUCUGGACGCCUCUUUACUACCAAAGAGAUGAAAUGCUUGGAUUCAGACGACGCCAAGGUGACAUUUGAGGAGGAGCAGGGGGUGGAUGUGUAUGACGAGUGUCCCUUCUCAUAAAUGACUUCUUGCAUUUCAUUGAAUCUGUGAGCUUAGGCAUCAUGCCUUAAACUCUGUCCAGUACCUUAAUUAAACCAGCACAGGAAUUAUAGCAUGGAACCACAGGAACAAGAACCAUAGUGUUAAAACCAUUACAUAGUCAAGCUUUAUCAAUCUUUUUCUGGUUUGCAUUCACAUUUUAAUCAUUUCCCACUAUUGAGUAGUUGCCAAGUUUUUUUUUUUCUUUUUUUUCUAAGACUGCUUUGCUUUACUUUUUGGAUUGUUUGAGGUUGUAUUGUUUUAUUAUAUAUGAAAACUAUUAGCUAAUAAUGUUUAAUAACUUCUUUUUUAAAGCUCUAUGCAAAUCUUUGUUCUACGCCGCCAGUGUUUGAGAUUAAAUACAGUAUUAUGCCUAUAAUGUGUUUCUACAUUGAUAGUAGCUACUCUCUCUCUCUCUCUCUCUCUCUCUCUCUCUCUCUCUCUCUCUCUCUCUCUCUCUCUCUCUCUCUCUCUCUCUCUCUGUCUGUCUUUCUCUCUUUGAUUGAUAUUAUUUCAAGUAUCAAAUCUGUAAAUUUCUUGUUGCAGUCUAGGAGUUGCUGAAUGAUAGUUGUCAUAGUUUAUGAGAUCAGGGAUAUUUUAGAAUUUUGAGUGGGGUUGAAUCGUGAUGAAUGUACAUUCAGUUUUAUUGUGAUACUUUAUAUAUAUAUAUA
Messenger RNA from Ictalurus punctatus (channel catfish), 3581 nucleotides. RefSeq names its product solute carrier family 4 member 1a (Diego blood group) (gene slc4a1a). The record is from RefSeq and is a predicted model, not a curated record. Gene Ontology annotation, molecular function: bicarbonate transmembrane transporter activity; solute:inorganic anion antiporter activity; monoatomic anion transmembrane transporter activity. Gene Ontology annotation, biological process: monoatomic anion transport; bicarbonate transport; transmembrane transport. The coding region runs from base 157 to 2892 and encodes 911 amino acids. Gene Ontology annotation, cellular component: plasma membrane; basolateral plasma membrane. NCBI's taxonomy places the organism in Eukaryota, Metazoa, Chordata, Actinopteri, Siluriformes, Ictaluridae. The transcript has 21 exons.